Lycium barbarum (goji berry) is the source of this 447-nucleotide messenger RNA. RefSeq lists its product as uncharacterized. The coding region runs from base 1 to 447 and encodes 148 amino acids. NCBI's taxonomy places the organism in Eukaryota, Viridiplantae, Streptophyta, Magnoliopsida, Solanales, Solanaceae. The record is from RefSeq and is a predicted model, not a curated record. The transcript has a single exon.
AUGGAAGAGUAUUGCACUUCAGCAGAAUAUACACCAAGGCACAAAUUUACCCUUUGGCUAGCUACUUGGAGAAGGUUAGCAACAGUAGACAGAUUGCAAAGAAUUGGGAUCCAUGUUCCAAUGGACUGUAUAUUUUGUGACAGUGCAGUUGAGACAUUAGAUCACCUCUUAUUUCUGUGUCCUGUUACUCAUGCUCUUUGGAAUAGACUGCUGGUCUGGUUAGGUAUUCAAAGGAAUAUUGCGAGUUGGCAGGAGGAGGUGCAUUGGGCGUGUAAAUGGGCUAGGAAAAAGACAAGGAGAGGGGCAAUAAUAUGCUGUGUUUUUGCUAUGGUUGUCUCCAUCAUUGGAGGGAAAGGAACAACAUGCGAUUCCAGUCAGGCCACUUCCAUUGUGACAGGAUUUACAGGGAGAUUGCCAUCCACAUCCAUAUCAGAGGCAAGGACUUGA